Molecule: messenger RNA, 798 nt
Organism: Oncorhynchus masou masou (cherry salmon)
Lineage: Eukaryota; Metazoa; Chordata; Actinopteri; Salmoniformes; Salmonidae
Product: transcription factor 23-like
Exons: 4
Coding region: 1-507 (168 amino acids)
Biological process (GO): developmental process; regulation of transcription by RNA polymerase II
Molecular function (GO): DNA-binding transcription factor activity, RNA polymerase II-specific; RNA polymerase II transcription regulatory region sequence-specific DNA binding; protein dimerization activity
Source: RefSeq, a predicted model, not a curated record
AUGCGCAGAGGAGAAGCUGUGACUGGAGAUUUGGACAGUCUGAGGGCACCACAGCCACGUAGGGAUCCUAAGAAGUGGGUGAGGUCUGGGGGUGUGACGGGUGUGCAGCCCAGCAGGGCUAUGAAGUCCCAACACUCCCCAGAGAACGCGGCCAGGGAGAGGAGCCGUGUACGUAACCUCCGCCAGGCCUUCCACAGCCUGCAGGCAGCCCUACCCUCCGUCCCCCGUGACACCAAGCUCUCCAAGCUGGACGUCCUGGUCCUGGCCACCGACUACAUCGCCCACCUUACUGAGACCCUGGACCAGGGCGGGGCCCUCUCUGAACUCACAGUGCCCCCCAGGGCAGGGGGCUACCUCCACCCAGUCAAGAAGUGGCCGAUGCGCUCCUUGCUGUACUGUGGGAGUGUGGGAGCACUACUGUCAGCCAAUCAGAAGCCAGCGUCGGGGGAGGAGGAAACACAUCCACUGUCCCCUACCCCAGAGGUCGACAUGGACCAAUCCGUUUAGGACUAGGAGCGUUGAAAUACAAUAUAUCCAACUGUGAUGCUUAUGAAACUGCAGCGAAUGGCAAUGUAAUGUAUAAGAUAGAAAUCAAAUACACCAAAAUCAAAGGAUCGCUUUGAUUAGCACAUUAAAUCACUCAUUUAUUACAGAAGCAUAAACCACUACUUGAGAAAAGUGUGUGAAAUAUUUGUUUGGGACAUUUCUAAAAUUUACUGGGGGAGGGGCAGGUCCAACUCAAGGUGUCAAAAUAAAUGCACCCUCUCCCAAACAUAAAACAAUAUUUUCACAUGACCC